UUCGUGUUCUCCAUUCUUCCCUCUAUUCCAAAAUGGCGGCUUUCAGGAAGGCCAGAUUGUUUUUUAGUUCCGUUAUUUGCUUCACUUGCCGUGAACUAACCGCCUGAAAGAAUAGGACAACUGAACAUUUUAUGCAAUGGAUGAAAAUGCCAUACGAACAGCUGGGUCUGAUUCUUCUUCAGAGGAUGAGGAACAAGAGGAGUCGGAGGAAUCGUCUAAUAUUCAAGAUCAGCUGCACAAAUUCAGAUCACAGUGGCAGCAAGAGUUGAAAAAAGGUCAGGGUCAGAAGGGUGUCAGGUCAGGUCAAGGUCAAGAUAAUGGUCCAGGAAAAAAAUCAACAGAGGAUGUGAAUGUAAAUGAUUUUGAGAAGGCUAGACGUCUGUUUUUGGUGGGAGUGAAUGCUGAAAAGUCAGGAAUGUUGUUUGAAGGUAAUUGUCCCAGACAUCCAUAGUAAGAGGCC
This is a messenger RNA of Lingula anatina, 460 nucleotides long. RefSeq names its product F-box only protein 9-like. Gene Ontology annotation, biological process: SCF-dependent proteasomal ubiquitin-dependent protein catabolic process. NCBI's taxonomy places the organism in Eukaryota, Metazoa, Brachiopoda, Lingulata, Lingulida, Lingulidae. Gene Ontology annotation, molecular function: protein binding. Gene Ontology annotation, cellular component: cytoplasm; SCF ubiquitin ligase complex. The record is from RefSeq and is a predicted model, not a curated record.